This is a messenger RNA of Salmo salar (Atlantic salmon), 2247 nucleotides long. RefSeq names its product aspartate aminotransferase, mitochondrial. Gene Ontology annotation, cellular component: mitochondrion. Gene Ontology annotation, biological process: L-aspartate catabolic process; biosynthetic process. NCBI's taxonomy places the organism in Eukaryota, Metazoa, Chordata, Actinopteri, Salmoniformes, Salmonidae. Gene Ontology annotation, molecular function: pyridoxal phosphate binding; L-aspartate:2-oxoglutarate transaminase activity. The record is from RefSeq and is a predicted model, not a curated record.
UUCGUGGCGCUGUUGAGCACGUGGGGGUGUGCUGCAAUUGACAGCAGAGCUACGUAGUACAGUGUGUGGGAACUCAGAAGACGGUUUUCCGUGCGUGUUGUGUUGAGUACCAGCAAUGGCCCUGUUGAAGUCAAGCAAGAUCAUUUCUACCGUCGGGGUACACCCUCCAUUGGGUGUGCUCUCCAUUCGUGCCAGCUCAUGGUGGUCUGAGGUGCAGAUGGGUCCCCCUGACCCCAUCCUGGGGGUGUCAGAGGCCUACAAGCGAGACACCAACCCUAAGAAGAUGAAUCUGGGUGUAGGAGCAUACCGUGAUGACCAGGGCAAACCAUAUGUCCUCAGCUGUGUUCGCAAGGCUGAAGCUCAGAUUGCUGCAAAGAAGCUGGACAAAGAAUACCUGGCUAUUGGUGGUCUGGGGGACUUUACCAAGGCAUGCGCCAAGCUGGCUUUAGGAGACAACAAUGAGGUUAUCCAGAGUGGCAGGAACAUCACUGUCCAAACUAUUUCUGGAACUGGGUCCUUGAGAAUUGGAGCCAACUUCCUGUCCCGUUUCCAUACAGAGGCCCGGGAUGUGUACCUGCCCAAGCCCUCCUGGGGGAACCAUACACCCAUCUUCAGAGACGCUGGGAUGCAACUGAAGGCCUACACCUACUAUGACCCAAAGACCUGUGGCUUUGACUUCCAGGGAGCCCUGAAUGACAUUUCUAAAAUUCCUGAGAAAAGUGUCAUCAUGCUUCAUGCCUGUGCCCACAACCCCACAGGAGUGGAUCCUCGGCCAGAGCAGUGGAAGGAGAUUGCUAACCUGGUGAAGAAAAGGAACCUCCUGGUGUUCUUUGACAUGGCCUACCAGGGCUUUGCCAGUGGUGAUAUUGACCGUGAUGCCUGGGCUGUCCGUUAUUUCAUUGAGCAAGGCCACAACAUUGUGCUCUCUCAGUCCUUUGCAAAGAACAUGGGUCUCUAUGGUGAGCGUGUUGGGGGCUUCACUGUGGUGUGUAAGGAUGCUGAGGAGGCCAAGCGUGUGGAGUCCCAGCUGAAGAUCCUCAUUCGGCCCAUCUACUCCAACCCUCCCAUGAACGGGGCGCGCAUCGCUGCCACCAUCCUCAAUACACCAGACCUGUACAAAGAGUGGCUGGGGGAGGUGCAUGGCAUGGCUAACCGCAUCAUCACAAUGAGGGAGCUGUUAGUGGCCAACCUGAAGAAGGAGGGCUCUACUCAGAACUGGCAGCACGUCAUUGACCAGAUUGGCAUGUUCUGCUUCACAGGGCUGAAGCCUGAUCAGGUGGCGCGCCUCACAAAGGAGUUCUCCGUCUACAUGACAAAGGAUGGGCGUAUCUCCAUGGCUGGCGUCACCUCUGGCAAUGUGGGUUACCUUGCACAAGGUAUCCAUGCAGUGACCAAGUGAGAUGGCUAACCAGGAGUCACACCGUAGUCACCACCAGAGGAUAGAGGGGCGGUAGCGCCAGACAAGAAAAACAAAACAACUUUUAUGUAAAUUAACCCUCUCCUCUGCUUUGCUUUAGGGAAAGACUCAAAAAUAUAAGAUGCCAUAGGGUUAUUUUAUUUGGCAUUUCCUGUUGGCAUUGUCUAGAUGUUGGACUAUCUGUGACUAGGUUUUUAAUGUGCGGUUCCCUGAAAAAAAUAUCCAUGGAAUUCUUGAAUCUUUUUUUACCCUCCCUCAGACAUGCAUGCAGUGGUCAUGAGCUCAAAAUAUCUUGUGUAAGUCAUACUUGACAAUGAAAACUAACAAGCACAAUAUCACUGUUUGGAAUCAUGUCUUAUAUUGCAGCAUGUCCUCUCACUUGGCCUGAGCACACCCUGUCUCUAAGAACUGUGCUCAACUAUUGGCUGUGAUGUGGAACACCAAAGUAAUAAUGGUUAAGACAUUUUUCUAGAAAAUUCUUUACUAAAGAUACUGUCUCUUUAAGGUAAUUGUAUUGAAAUGUGUGUCUAAUUUAUUAAGGAUUCAUUUACAAAAUCAUUUUCCAAAAAUAUGUUAGGUGCUACAAACCUUUGUUACAACUUUAAUGCCAGUGGAACCUUUCUAGGUGAUGGUACUGGGGUCAUGGCACUUGUUUUAUGUGGGAAGAUAUGUGCUGCAUGGAGUCCCUGAUUGUGAUGAUCAGCCAGCCACUGUGUGCUAAGGAUGUUAUUUUGCUGUUGUAACGGAAGAGCGCUGUCUACCAAUCAACAACUGCCACAUCUCCCACUGAUACUGUACCAUUUAAUUAAAUAGAUUAUUUAUAUACACUA